AUUUUGUGUACUCCCCAUUCCAAAAGUCUCAUAUUGGCGGGCAGUGUCCGGCCGUAGAUAUAUAUACUUUGACUGAGGAUGCCUAAGAACUCCAAAACUAAAAAAGGCCAUAAACCUUAUAAAGACUAUGCCUAUGGAAAAGGCAUUAGAUCUACUGAAAGACCCCGCAGCCAAAUUGCACUGAAUUAUUUUUAUUCAGCACACUCAAACCCGCUAGUGUUCCCUAUUUUCCAAUUGAAAUUAGCUGGAGAAUUAUUGAAACUAGGGCACACACCAGAAAAGCUAAGCAAAAUAUUUAAAACAAAGUCUUCCGAGUCCCUGAAGUCAGCAGAGAAAAAAACCAGCAACCAGCAUAUAUUAGCUGCAUUUUUGAUAAAUGAAUGGGUCCGCAUCAGGCGAGGAAGAUAUCGACCAAAUAUGAAGAGCGUUGUUGAUCUAUUCCCGGAUGACCCCACAAAGAGGAGGCUCGAACAUUUCUCAGAGGAAUCUACAGAAACUGAGUAUACCGAAUGUAGCAAGAGUCGUAAGUCAUUCAAGCACAUCGAGUUGAUCAUCACCCACAAAGGUGAACUCAGUGGGAUAUGCUCUUACCACAGAACACCAACUGAGCAUAAAAAAUGGUGUUUUUACAAAAUUUACGAUGAGGAUAAUAAAUCUGGCUCUAAAUCCAUUGUGAAGACGCCAUCAUCAGGUACGGGGUCACUGUCAUCGGAAAGGCUCCAAUGCCCAACCGCUCGAGUCCAGAAAGUUGGAAUUUCAACCUCAGGCUCAUCAUUUGCUGGACCAUCCACAAGUCGAGUUACUCUCCAAAAACUAAUAAGACAGUACAAUCUGACUGGUGGGCAACUCAGCAGUGAAAUAAGCAAUUCUGAUUUUCCCUACCUGACCGAAUAUUUCGAUGGUGUGGCGAUCUAUUCUAAAUCCAUGGGAUUAACUCCUGCUGAACAAGCCGAUGUGAAUGUGUUGUACCAUAGAGAAGGAACUCAAGUAGCCAUGACAAAAUGCUUUACUCUCUGGAAAACGCACAAUCCUUAUGCAGCAACUUACAGAGCUCUACUGGAGUUGUUACUGAAACUGAAAAAAGAGAAGAUAGCUGAUGAAAUCUGUUAGCAUGUCACUCAAUAGACAACAAGGUCCACUAUAUAUAGAACUUUUGUGGAACUUAUUGAGUCUAUAGCCAUAUAAUAAUACACUCGUAUACUGUGAACAAUUAUGAUACGUAUUUAAAAUGUAUGACUUUUAUAUCAUUAUAUUUAAUUGCUGUAUAUUUUGUAUCAUCCU
Halichondria panicea is the source of this 1281-nucleotide messenger RNA. RefSeq lists its product as uncharacterized. Bases 79 to 1110 code for a protein of 343 amino acids. Lineage: Eukaryota; Metazoa; Porifera; Demospongiae; Suberitida; Halichondriidae. The transcript is spliced from 8 exons. The record is from RefSeq and is a predicted model, not a curated record.